AUGCUCCAAAAUGCCCUGGAUUUCAAAACUUCCGCCAAGAGUCAGCGUUUAAAUUUUAAACGUCAAUAUGUGCCUACUUACCCGACGACCGGAGAUGAGCGAUUGUGCAUCGUGAUGUGGCAGUGCUGGAUAAUUGCAUUUCAAUUGUUGAUGUCCUGGGACGGGAAAGAGGAUCCCAAGAAUCUUGUGAUCCCGACCCUCGCAUUGACAACCUUGCCUGUUCCCAUCCUCGAUUCAACAUUUCCAUUCCAGGUCAUCGGCGACAUCGAUAAUCUCCUUGCCAGGUUUUCUGGUCAUCGCGGAGAAGUCACGGUAUCGAUUUGGCCUCGGCCCUCAAGGAGGCUCGAGCAGAAGCGUAACUCCGAACCAGGGCACUAUCUUCCCUUCUAA
Messenger RNA from Laccaria bicolor S238N-H82, 390 nucleotides. RefSeq lists its product as uncharacterized. The coding region runs from base 1 to 390 and encodes 129 amino acids. NCBI's taxonomy places the organism in Eukaryota, Fungi, Basidiomycota, Agaricomycetes, Agaricales, Hydnangiaceae. The transcript is spliced from 4 exons. The record is from RefSeq and is a predicted model, not a curated record.